Messenger RNA from Marmota flaviventris (yellow-bellied marmot), 2470 nucleotides. RefSeq names its product NIMA related kinase 5 (gene Nek5). Gene Ontology annotation, biological process: protein phosphorylation. Gene Ontology annotation, molecular function: ATP binding; protein kinase activity. NCBI's taxonomy places the organism in Eukaryota, Metazoa, Chordata, Mammalia, Rodentia, Sciuridae. The record is from RefSeq and is a predicted model, not a curated record.
AUGGAUAAAUUUGACAUGAUUAAAAUCAUUGGGGAAGGUGCCUUUGGAAAAGCAUACUUGGCUAAAGAAAAAUUGGAUAGCAAGCACUGUGUCAUAAAAGAGAUCAAUUUUGCAAAGAUGCCUAUCCAAGACAAAGAAGCUUCAAAGAAAGAAGUGAUUCUUUUGGCCAAGAUGAAACAUCCCAACAUUGUAACCUUCUUUAGUUCAUUUCAAGAAAACAGCAGAUUAUUUAUCGUAAUGGAAUAUUGUGAUGGAGGGGAUCUUGCAAAAAGGAUCCUCAGGCAGCGGGGAGUGCUAUUUAGUGAAGAUCAGAUCCUGGGUUGGUUUAUACAGAUUUCUCUUGGACUAAAACAUAUUCACGACAGGAAGAUAUUACACAGGGACAUAAAAUCGCAGAACAUUUUUCUUAGCAAGAAUGGAAUGGUUGCAAAACUUGGGGACUUUGGUAUAGCAAGAGUCCUGAAUAAUUCCAUGGAACUUGCCCGGACUUGUGUUGGAACACCUUACUACCUGUCCCCAGAGAUCUGUCAGAGUAAACCGUACAACAAUAAAACGGAUAUUUGGUCCCUUGGCUGUGUCUUAUAUGAGCUCUGCACACUCAAGCAUCCAUUCGAGGGCAGCAACCUGCACCAGCUGGUUCUGAAGAUUUGUCAAGCGCAUUUUGCCCCCAUAUCACCUAGGUUUUCUCGUGACCUGCGGUCCUUGAUCCCUCAGCUCUUUAAAGUUUCUCCUCGGGAUCGACCAUCUAUUAAUUCCAUCUUGAAAAGGCCCUUUUUAGAGAAUCUGAUUGCCAAAUACUUGACCCCUGAGGUCAUUCAGGAAGAAUUCAAUCAUAUGCUCAGAUGCAGAGCAAGAUCAUCUCCCUCCCCACCUGCUGGAAAGAUGGUCCAGGAUUCUAAAAUACAGCGAGUGAAAUUCCAGGGAAAGUUCCCUCCACGAUCAAGAAUAUCAGUACCAUUUGAAAGGAAGGCUGUAUUACCUAGAAAAAAAUGGAGACCACCAGCUGGAACCCAGAAGCCCACGUCUAUAAAAAUGAUAGAAAGGCCCAAACUUGAUGCAGUUUGUGGACAUUAUGAUUUUUAUUAUGCUCGACUUGACUUGUUGAGGAAGAGAGCCUGUGAACCAAGUGAUCACUACGUUCUUCAGAAAGACUCUGGAACUGAGGAGAAUUCUAAUCAAGAAGAAAGUCACAGUCCGUCACCUGCUCAAUGGCCUGCUGAGUAUCUUCAAAGGAAAAUUGAAGCUCAACAAUAUAAGUUAAAAGUGGAAAAGCAAUUGGGUCUUCGUCCAUCUUCUGCUGAGCCAAAUCACAACCAGAGACAAGAGAUUAGAAGGCAUGAAGAAAAGCCUCGAUUCCAGGAGCUGCGGUUUAGAAAAAACGAAAUGAAGGACCAGGAAUAUUGGAAACAGUUAGAGGAAAUACGCCAACAAUACCACAGUGACAUGAAGGAAAUUAGAAGGAAGAUGGGAAGAGAGCGGGAGGAGAACUCAAAAAUCAGUCAUCACACCUAUUUGGUGAAGAAGAGUGGCCUGUCCAUCCACCAAGAAGCACCUGAGGAGGAAGCAUCUGUGCAGGACACUGAAAGAGACUUGAAAAAAAUGAGGCUUCAGAACAUAAAGGAAAGCAAAAUUCCAGAACAGAAAUAUAAAGCUAAGAGAGGAGUGAAGUUUGAAAUUAAUUUAGACAAAUGUAUUUCUGAUGAAAACCCCCUCCAAGAGGAAAAGGCAACGGACAUACUAAAUGAAACUUUGACCUUUGAGGACGGCAUGAAGUUUAAGGAACAUAAAAGUAUAAAGGAGCACGAAGAUUACACAGACAAAGCCUUUGAAGAACUCUGUAGCCCAGAAGCAGAGUUUUUCACUCUGAAUGUUGCUGGCACAGAAAACAGGAGGCAGUGGGAUACCAGAGUGCCUCAGACUCUGAUACAAAUGAUGGCAGCUGCUGAUGUCACCUCCACGUGCUCCACUGUGCCUGAUGAUGGCCAAGUUAUUGUGACUGAAGGUGUUUCAGAAAAUAGGAAGCAGUGGCAGCAGGAAGCACCAGGGACUUUAAUGGAUGCUUUGGCAGCAGCACCUCUUACAAGCAGCUCAUUUUCUGCCAGUGAAGGAGAGCCUGUAGGAACAUUAAAACAAUGGCUUCCUAAAGAAGAAGAGGGGAAGGUGGGAAUGUCCUCUGGCAUUGAAGGAGAUGAGGAACAACUGGAACCAGGCUCUGAUGAUGAUACAAAUUUUGAAGAGUCUGAAGAUGAGUUGAGAAACGAAGUAGUAGAAUCCCUAGAAAAACUCACUACUUCCAAAGAAGUAAAAAGGGAAGAGGUUUCCAGUUCCUUUAAGGAUGUUGAAAAACCAGGAGAAAGAGAAAGGAUUAGCAUGCUGAAAUCUGAAGAAUUAAAUGAAGGUUUGGAGGCUGUUUCUAGUCCCAUCUAAUGACCGAAUUUGUAUUAUUGAUGAAGACAAAGGAACAUCAACA